UGCAGAAAAGUUAGACCUUGAUCUUUUGCAGAAUCAUGGGACGAAUCUCGCGGCAGCCAUCUUGAAAGAGAACACUUCGCAACAGGACCGUCCAUUUUCUGAUUUCUUUGAGAGAUUUCUGACUCCUGUUUUUAUGUAGAGAGAGUCGAAGUUGAGACAACAACUUUACUCUGCUACACCAAAGGUGUAUAGACACAACGGACUGCGUAUAAUCAACAUACAGAGUCAGACUCACAGAGAUACCAAAGAUGCUGUCCGUACUCGCCAUCACGUUGGUCCUAGUGACGUCAGGCGUGCACAGCCAGGGUACUCUGGACCCAAGCGUGUGUAACCUGCCCACGGAAGUUUCAGGCGGACCCGCCAUCCCACAGUUUGACAACAUAGACCAUUUCGAGGCCUACAUUGAGUGUAACAUGAAAGACAUUGGUGAGACCAUCGAGGUAAAAGAGUACUAUGACAGUAAGGAGGACCGAGGUGCCCUGGACACCAUACAGUACGGACAGGGCAUCUAUCUCAUCUAUGACUACAGCGUCUUACAGAUAUACGAGAUCGUUCAGCGGACGUCAACCGAAAACCCCGUUUGUCAAGUGAGGCCGAUGCAGUCGUCAGCGCAGAACGGCGUGUUCGGUCUGAACCCGGGUACGGGGAACAGCGGGCACAUCUUCAGUGUCGCCCAGAUGUUCAACCUCGGCACCACCGGAAUGAGAUACGCAGGUACGGCGACAGUCCGAGGAAUGCCGGUCCAUAGGUACAGUCUGUGCGUGUACUGGGACCAGUGGCAGUCUUCUAUCCAGGCGGACUACUACUUCACACUCUCUGACUACCAGAACCCGUACAACUGGGCCAGCAUGGUCCCGGUACGUAUCACAGCUAAGGGCAUCGCCCAGGGUCCUCCCCACCACCGGCCGGGCGAUCCCGUCAACCCUAACGAAGUCACCAUGACGCAGCACAACUUCGAUCACGUCUACGACAUCUUCUUUUUCAAACCAUACGUCAACGACCGCACUGUGUUCGACAUCCCAGCAGGAGUGGUCUGCCCGGGGCGACCCCCCGUCAAGCCUCUCCCUGAUAUCCCGAACGCCUUCAGCUACAGGUCCGAGAUUCUCGUCAAGUACAACUUCGUCGUCUCUUACAUCGAUGAGUACUAUGAUUACAAUAACAAGCUGGUUCGGUACGACUACAAACCUUUGUCCGCCUCCUCUAAUUCAUUCGGCACGGACAACGAAAUAGUCGUGCACGACUUCAGAACAGGUAUUGAAUAUCUGACUGACGCAAUUUCUGGGAACUGCACAACUCGACCCAUCUCCAACACCAGCUUCGACUCAGAGGCGGUGGAUCCCUAUACCAUCCGCAUGCGCAACAAAUUCGAAUUCUUUGAGUUCGACAAAGUCAACUACUCGUACAGUGGAGUGAAAGAGCUGCGAGGCAUCCCGUGUGAUGUGUGGAUUGCCACACGAAUGGACUGGCCUUUCAAGGGCAAAAUCACGUCAUGGGAGUGGUGGUUCAGCGCGGUUGGUGUGGCAGCAUCUACCACCAACAGAGGCGUGGAGCUAAAUGUUCCCAUCCACUUGGAAGUUCGGUCCCUCGACCCGACCUUCCCAUACUACACUAUCUACAACACGUAUGCCUUUGACAACAGUCAACCCAAGUUUCAGUACUUCGACAUCAACCACUGUUUCCCUGCUGAGAACAGGAAGCGCCUCCAGGUGGCAUUCCCAGGUAACUACUUCUCGCAGGUGUUCAGUAACCAGACCCUGUUUAAGGAGGAGUUUCUGCUGGUAGUGGUGGAGACAGCAAUGGUGUCUCCUCUCAGGGUUACAGACAUGCAGCUUGACUAUGACAGCAGUCGGCGGAUCCUGGUGGAGUUCACACUGCUGGACAAGGCUCCCAUCGUGGGCAGCGUGUACUGUUCAGGUGGCUGCCGACCUGAGACACCUCUACAGCAGGCUGUCGACAUGGUCAAGUCAGCAGUCAACAGUAACCAAUUCACUGUCCAGAUGCCAAGUGCUGACCCCAAUAAGCCUCUGGCAUUCACAGCGUACCCAGACAAGUACCGAGAUGACCUGACCGUCCCUGGAAUGCCUCAGAAAGGAUACUCCUCUGGUGACAUGGCGGGACUGGCUAUGGGUAUGGUCAUCCUGGGACUGGUGAUCGGUGGUGGAUCCGGAUUCUUCAUCUUCAGAAAUGCAUAAAUCAAUCAAGAAAAUGUACAAAUUUAGCUGCAAUAGCAUUGCCAAUUGAAGAUAUUAGCUUCUAUGCACUUGUAUUAAAAGCAGUGUAGUUAUAAAAAUGAUCACUAGUUGUAUUUGUAUUGCAGCAGUCUAUAGGAACCAAUACUUACACUCAUGUUUUUAAUAAGAACUUAAACUUGAAAUGAAGGAUUGUUUAAAAGCACCUCUGCAUGGGCACUGGAAAAUGCUGAUUUAUAGACUUUGAGGUGAUGAAAUAUAUGCUGAUGUAGAAUGCAAUAAUGACUUUUUGUGUCCGAACACAGUUUUCUGUACUGUGGUGCUACUAACACAAAUUUCAUAUCAAGUCCUUUUAACAGUAGCUUUUUUAAAAUACAGUAAUUGUCAAUGCAAUUUGAUGAGCUAGUAGUUUUACAUUGUACCCAGUGUUUCAAGCAUUAUACUAGAAUAUAGUAAAGGGGAAAUUUAUUCCUAAUGUUUGUGAGCAUUAUUAUUGAAUUGUAACAAAAGCUGUCAUGUAUACUCUCAAAUACCUGAUUAUUGUAUCCUUGUCAUUUGUUUUGUAUUAUCAUACCACUGCUUUGUGGCUAUUGUUACAAUAAAACUAAGGUAAUUUUUGCCAUUAUAGGGGAGGGGGGGUGAGAAAGACAAUGUUGAUGGAUUUACAAUGUAC
Messenger RNA from Branchiostoma belcheri (Belcher's lancelet), 2862 nucleotides. RefSeq lists its product as uncharacterized. The coding region runs from base 249 to 2192 and encodes 647 amino acids. The record is from RefSeq and is a predicted model, not a curated record. The transcript has 16 exons. NCBI's taxonomy places the organism in Eukaryota, Metazoa, Chordata, Leptocardii, Amphioxiformes, Branchiostomatidae.